CCAGAAGAGACGGGGACAGAGACCAGGCAGAGCUCGGCGAGGGCCAAGGGGAGAAGCAAUUGGCGCCCCAUUUCCUAGACCCGACCGGGCGAGAGCCCCGCCAUGGCGGAGGUGGGGGCGGCGUUCGCCUCCUUCGACUGGGAUUUGCAGGGUUUCUCCUCGUCCGUGGGGACCGUGCCCUUAGCCGACUCCCCGGGUUUCCUGAAUGAGCGCCUCGGUCAGAUCGAGGGCAAGCUGCAGCGCGGCUCGCCCACAGACUUCGCCCACCUGAAGGGGAUCCUCCGGCGGCGUCAGCUCUACUGUCGCACCGGCUUCCACCUGGAGAUCUUCCCCAAUGGCACCGUGCAGGGCACUCGUCACGACCACAGCCGCUUCGGGAUUCUGGAGUUUAUCAGUCUUGCUGUGGGGCUGAUCAGCAUCCAGGGAGUGGAUUCUGGCCUGUACUUAGGAAUGAAUGAGCGAGGAGAACUAUAUGGAUCGAAGAAACUCACACGUGAAUGUGUUUUCCGGGAACAGUUUGAAGAAAACUGGUACAACACCUAUGCCUCUACCUUGUACAAACACUUGGACUCCGAGAGACAGUAUUAUGUGGCUCUGAAUAAAGACAGCUCACCCCGGGAGGGCUACAGGACUAAACGACACCAGAAAUUCACUCAUUUUUUACCCAGGCCAGUUGAUCCUUCCAAGUUGUCCUCCCUGUCCAAAAACCUCUCCCACAAUAGGUAAUGGCUACAGGUAACAGACUCCUUAGUGUGGCCUCUAUGACUCAUGUACACGGAGGUUACGUUGCAUCUCCAAGCACCAUCCUCAUAGUUUUUUCAGUCCUCCUUCCUAUCAGUUUACGUAACAGGGAACCAUUUACUGUUUAACUCAGCCAGCUGUUUUCUUGUUGUUCAAGGAGUA
This is a messenger RNA of Erinaceus europaeus (western European hedgehog), 903 nucleotides long. RefSeq names its product fibroblast growth factor 16 (gene FGF16). The transcript has 3 exons. Bases 103 to 726 code for a protein of 207 amino acids. Gene Ontology annotation, cellular component: cytoplasm. Gene Ontology annotation, molecular function: growth factor activity; fibroblast growth factor receptor binding. NCBI's taxonomy places the organism in Eukaryota, Metazoa, Chordata, Mammalia, Eulipotyphla, Erinaceidae. Gene Ontology annotation, biological process: positive regulation of protein phosphorylation; positive regulation of gene expression; animal organ morphogenesis. The record is from RefSeq and is a predicted model, not a curated record.